AUGUCGAUUACUAUAGCUUUUUUCAAUCUUGGAUUAAAUCACUUUGAUGAAGUUAAUGGAAUAUUAUCUGUAUCAGGUGGCUUGGAUAUUUCAUGGUUUGACAAUUCUUUGAAAUGGAACCCAAAGGACUACAAUGGCAUAUCAGAAAUGUUGGUUUCUAAAUCAGUUAUAUGGUUUCCACAUGUAACACUAAUGACAGACGCACAACAACUUCAACCAUUCGGUGCCAAUAGUUUAUUCAAAAUACUGAUUCGUCACGAUGGAUUUAUAUAUUGGACACCUGCAGACAUAAUUAAUUCUAAAUGUGCAGCUAAUAUAAGAAAAUUUCCCUAUGAUGAACAAGAAUGCUCAGUUCUAUUUAUGGCAUGGGAUAUUACGUGGAAAACUCAUCUUCAACCAGCAUCAAUUCCCUACAAUGACUAUUAUGAAAACAAGCACCCAGACUGGAAUAUAAAAAGUGUUAUUUCGAGGCAGGGAAAAAUUUUUGGUAAUACUUCUCAUGAAUUUGUUUUUAAAAUAAAGCGGGAACCACUAUACUAUAACAUAUUGGUAUUUUUACCCGUGGCUCUACUUUCAAUACUAAAUCCGCUAGUGUUUUUACUUCCACACGAAUGUGGCGAAAGAAUUUGCUAUGGAAUAACAAUACUCUUAUCGUUUGUUAUCUUCUUGACCCUAGUCUCUGACAAGAUUCCUGCCACAUCAAAUCCUAUAUCAUUUAUGAUCGUAUUUAUCAUUAUGGUUUUCGUAGCAAGUGCUGUCAUAACAUUCAUGAAUAUCAUUAACGCAUAUUUAUUUUAUAAAAGCGACUAUGAAUUAAAAGGAUUUUUUAAGCACAUGUAUGUUAUAUUUAAGAAACGGAGAAAAAAUCAAGUAAUUCCAGAAGAAAAAUGUAGAAUUUACUAUAAAGACAUAGCCAUAGGUUUAGAUAGAUUUUGUUUUGUACUAUCCUAUAUUGCAAUGUUAACUUUCAUCACAGUGUAUUUUAUUGUACUACAGUACUGAGAUUUAUAGGCUGUGAACU
Mytilus californianus (California mussel) is the source of this 1021-nucleotide messenger RNA. RefSeq names its product neuronal acetylcholine receptor subunit alpha-6-like. The transcript has a single exon. Bases 1 to 1002 code for a protein of 333 amino acids. Gene Ontology annotation, cellular component: membrane; synapse; neuron projection. Gene Ontology annotation, biological process: nervous system process; regulation of membrane potential; monoatomic ion transmembrane transport. The record is from RefSeq and is a predicted model, not a curated record. Lineage: Eukaryota; Metazoa; Mollusca; Bivalvia; Mytilida; Mytilidae. Gene Ontology annotation, molecular function: transmembrane signaling receptor activity; extracellular ligand-gated monoatomic ion channel activity; neurotransmitter receptor activity.